Messenger RNA from Dacryopinax primogenitus, 1626 nucleotides. RefSeq lists its product as uncharacterized. The transcript is spliced from 2 exons. Lineage: Eukaryota; Fungi; Basidiomycota; Dacrymycetes; Dacrymycetales; Dacrymycetaceae. The coding region runs from base 1 to 1626 and encodes 541 amino acids. The record is from RefSeq and is a predicted model, not a curated record.
AUGCCUCCCCAAUUAGCGAUUUCGACUGCUCCCUCUUCUCUUCCUAGCACCAACGGCAGCGGCGCUGGACGUGGAAAAAGCUAUUAUCGUGGCCGUCGGGGUGCACGGGGUGUCAACUCCGCCUCCGCUUCCGAUACGGGCUCAGCAACCGAGAGCUCUGGACCCAGUCUCCUGAGCAGAAUCGGGCCCCGCACAGAUGGAACGGUCGAAGCAGCUUCACCCACGACACCGAGAGCAGAAGGAAGGGGGAAGAGUGCCUUGUCGAUCAGAGGUACUGGUCUGCCACCGAAGCCUGUGCAUGGGAGUGGGAAUGCAACCGGCAAUGGGAAAAGGGGAUCGGGUGCAAGGAAAGUUCCCAGCAGUAUCAGCUUGAGCGCGUCGUCUGUAUCAUCUGUGGAGGUGAUCAGGGAUCCACCUCCUCACUCCGUCGCCGACCCGCCUCCGAUGCUCUCCAGCGCAAACUCCAGUAAAGACAGACGUGUCGCUCAAUCCGCACCACCCGAGCGCCCAGUAUUUGAUAACGUUGAGUCCGAUCGCCCCGCCAGCGCAUUGGUCGUAUCUGCGACCAAAGAGGCUUCUCUUCGAAGUGUUUCACCGACUCCGCGGCUCAACUGGGCUGACGAGACGGACGACGAUUCCUUGCCCGAUUUGGAUGAUUGGAUGACUCCUGCUCUCACUGCUGGACUGGGAUACAAAGAUGAAACCGCCCCUGGGGAAGAGGACGAUCAUGCCACGCCUGUGGCAACAAACGCGCCUGCCGGUCCACUGAGGGAAAGGAGGAAACGCGGUGCAGGGAAGAAGAACAAGCAGCUUGCGGCGAAGGCAGCGGAGAACGCUGCUGCUGCUGCCGCCGCUGCGACCUCCGAUGCCACUCCUGGUGGCACGGCGAAUGCACAGGAUCCACCUGCCAGCGGGCUGGACGAGUCUAUCACGAAUCUGUCUCUCGGUGUGAGCGGAAAGGAGGAAGAAAACAAAGGCAACAAGGUGAAACCGAAAGAGAAAGAGACCGAAGUCACGACGCCCAAGGCGGAUUGGCGCUCCGUCCUUCCCGAUACAGGACGCGAUGGUGCGCUCCAGCUGCUCUCCGCCCUCGCAGGCUCCAUCUCCACUUCUAAGCCUGCGUACCGCACUCCUGCGCAAAGGCAUGCUGAAGCCGCUGUCACUGUCGUUUCAAGCGCGACGUUGGACCCGCCUGUCAUCUCGGCUCCUGAACCGUCCAAGCCAGCCACUGUGUCAGCUGGUCCAUCUACUCGGGUACGCGCUGUCCCCAGCCCCGCCCCCAUUGGCGGCGUGUCUAGUAGAGGAGGGCCGCAGUCAUUUCCCUCUCGCGUCUCUCCUCGCGUGAACGGGGUGCACCAUUCCACUGUCUCAGGUGGAGGGUUCAGAGGGCCAUAUAGGGCGGAGCCAGGGGAUACGCCCGUCACACUUCCGAAGAAACAUGCAAGGCCAGUCAUCACGGCUGAUGCGAUCACCCGUUUGGCCAGAGGGCUGAUGGCCACUCCAAAGCAUGACCACAGUGGAGCUGGGAAUGGCGGUGGGAGUAUGAACGGGAGUGAGGGUGGGAGCACGGCGGGCGACGGAGACAAUGACGCGAAAGAGAACAAAGCCGACUCUGUGGUAUCUUGA